ACCGCACCGCACCGCACCGGGGGCCCAGGGGGCCGGGCCCAUGCCCCACCAUGUCCCUGGCCCCCGGGACCCAGGCGCCCGGGCGCGGACCCGACCCCGCCGCCGGAGCCCGGAACGCCCUGACCCGCGAAAAAUGUGACAAAGACAAUGAAGAGAGAGAUCUAACCCAGCCCACCGACAGUAGGUGCGUGCGUCCGGAGACAAAGGACCCGUCGAGCUGGGUUACAUGUCCUGACGGUGACCUCAUCAGAACACAACCCCAGCGACUGCCCCAGCUCCAGACGUCAGUGCAGGAACCAAACGAGGGAGAAGUGGGAAAGGUGCACAACAGCCAGCCAGGCCUGAGUAAUGGGAACGGCCUCUACAAAGGGGUCAGGCCCCCAGCUCCGGACAACCGAAUGCUCUCUGCUCCUGUGGCCCAGAAAAUGCACCGGAAGAUUCAGUCCAGUCUGUCCGUGGGCAGCGACAUCAGCAAGAAGAGUAAAGUGAGCGCUGCAUUUUCCCAGAAGCCGGGCUCCUCCCCAGAAGCAGACUGCUGCGUCCACUGCAUCCUGGCCUGCCUCUUCUGCGAGUUCCUGACCCUCUGUAACAUAGUCUUGGGCCAAGCAUCGUGCGGGAUCUGCACUUCCGAAGCCUGCUGCUGCUGCUGCUGCUGCGGGGACGAGGUGGGCGACGGCUGCAACUGCCCCUGCGACAUGGACUGCGGCAUCAUGGACGCCUGCUGCGAAUCGUCGGACUGUUUGGAAAUCUGCAUGGAAUGCUGCGGAAUUUGUUUCCCCUCGUAAAUAUUUAUCUCCUAUUGUGUUCUGAUCAAAACUGGAGUCUUUUGAGAGUUUUUUUUUUCCAUUGUGUUGAAAGGGAAAAGGAAAGUCAUAAUAAGAUUUUCACCAGUCCACCCCAGUAUUUGCACUGUUCACUCCCUAGGUUAAAGAAUCCCAUCAGACCAAAUAGUUUAACCAGAGCUGUAUGCUGUGGUGGGUGAAGCCUUCCCUGCUUUUAUAUUCUUACUGGGAUUACUUUUAAUCAAGGGAGAUUUCAUGUUUUGCAAAAACAAAAAUAAAUCUUGGGUUUUUCUUGAGGGCCCUCGCUAGCUAGAUUUGUGCUAAAUGUACCAAGUAGACCCUUGUGCCCAACCCAUUUAUCCUUAACUUUUUAAAUAUUUUUUUUUGCCUUUUCUGCCUCUUGAAGUUGAGGGGAGAGAUUGUGCAUUUUCCCUUCACUGUACUCUCCAGAGCGUUGCUCCGUACACAGGAGACAUUCAACAAUUGCCUUCGAAUCCAUUGAAUGAAUGAAUCUCCCUGUGGUUGAAACUGCAAGUCAAAAUACCAUCUCCCAACUCCCUCCCAAACAGACGGAUAAUUUUUUGGUGGGGGAGGCAGCUGAGUUGUCCCAGUGAUCUCACUUGGACCUUCCCCACUGCCACCAGAAGGUUUUGGAUUCAGAUCCAAGCAUUGAAAUCCCUCACUGAGGGGCAAUGAGAGACUCUAAGGGACAGGCCUAGGCUCUGAAGAAGGGAAGGAAAAGAGGUAGAUCUUUGCUCAAAUAGGAGACCUCAAUCUCAGUAGAAAACAUAACCUCGAGGCACCCUGCCUCCGGGUUCACAGCGGUUAGACCCAGUGCCCAUGACGAUCUGUUCCCUAAGUGCUCCAACUCCUUCAGUUUGUCCUCGGACACCUCUGCAACUGCAGAUGAGAUGCGUGUUCCCGGAAUUGUCCGGCCGGGAUUUUUCGGUGUAAGUGGAAUUUGAGCCGAUUUCAGUUUCAUUCUGAAGUUCCUCGAGGGGAGCCGUAAAAUCUUGUUAAGCUGCUAACGGUGUAUUUGGAAUACUGUAGUGCCAACUUGGAAGCCACGGCUUAACCCGGCCAAUGGAAUGCCUUAUCCUUUAAUCAACAAUCCCAGGUACCAUAAUCUGAGCCUGGAUCGUUUUUCUGGUCCCUUGUGUUUUGUUUUUUCAAGGUUUUGCAUUUCCUUCUUAGCAGGGGCCGCAGUUCACUUCCACUCGGAGGUGUUGGCUGGCGUGUCCGAAGCGGAGGCUUAAAGUGCCUCCGAUGAAAUUCCCCAUACCACCCUGGGGAUCAGGGGAGGGUGGGGAGAGAAAUUAGGGGCAGGGGCAGGGGAAGGGUAGGGGGUAGGAAGGGUGGGGGAGGGAGGCGUGUGGCUCCAGCUUUCUGGUUAAGAAAAAAGCCGGGAAUCACACUUACGAAACGGUCACGCUUACAAUUCUGGAUCCCAGCGGAUUCGGGAAUGCAUUCUCCUACUGUGUGUUGUCCAACUCUGCCUUGAUUUUUCCUGCAGAGUUGCAGGGUUUCACUCUCAUCUCUUGGAGGGUGAGGCAUUGGUAGAGGUAUAUCUUUGGACCAAUAUUUUUUUUUCAACUUUUCCUGCUGCACUUACUGAAAAAGAACUCACUUCCAGCAUGCUUUUACUAAACCCAGCCUCCUUUUCAAGAACGCUGGGGUACCAGCAUAGGCUGGAAGAACAGGAAAGGCAUCCAUUUACCUAUUUAUUUCAUGAAAUCUAGUUUCUAGAUUCUUCAUGCCUCAUGAGAGCCUUUUAAAAUAUAUAUAUUGCCCCAGUCAUAGGGCAGUUUACAAACUGAGUUCAGAACAAAAAUGUCUAGUAAAUACCUGUAUUUCAUGUUCUGUCCUAAAGAGUACAUUCCGUCUUUUAAACCAGAUACAGGCAGAGCUUUGUAGUAUUUAUGCAUAACUAAAAUCUGAAUACAUAUAUGAACCCGAGUCUAACAUUCCAUGUAUUCACUAGAUAUAUGAAAUACUAGAAUUUAAAAGUAUCACCUGUUUAUUGACCUAUAGAAUCUUUAAAUGACCGGGAAUUAUCAUCUGAUUCUUUCAUUUUUUUUAUCCUGAAAGUACUUUUUGGUCAUGUGAUUUAUUUGACAUUAAAAUAUAUCCUGUUACUAUUUGCUAUAGAAAUAUUAGCAUUUUUAUAAAAUGUAUCUCUGUAGCAGAGAACAUUAGUGGAUAGUUUAUAGAAUUUCAAUGCAUAUUUAUGUAUUCUCAAAACUCUCCUCUGUUUUAAGUGUACUCUAGGCAAUCAUGUGUAAGCACCUUUUGCUAGAGAAACAAAACAGAAUGAAAAGUAGAUAAAUGUGAGAAAGGAGUUGAAGGAACAAUUCAGAAUUUUUCAAAAUGAAAAUGUUAUGUUGGUUAUGAUGUGGGUGAGUGGGAUGGUUUACAGUCAACAGUUUGGCAAAAAUACAGCAGUGGUUCACGUUUUGAUAUUGGAAUUCUGCCCUCUCAAUUUAAUAUUAACUGGAUCUGUAUUCUAAAAGCAACACUAUUUUGAAAUAAAAAAAACCUUUAUUUUGA
Messenger RNA from Ornithorhynchus anatinus (platypus), 3329 nucleotides. RefSeq names its product MyoD family inhibitor domain containing (gene MDFIC). Bases 51 to 785 code for a protein of 244 amino acids. The record is from RefSeq and is a predicted model, not a curated record. The transcript has 4 exons. NCBI's taxonomy places the organism in Eukaryota, Metazoa, Chordata, Mammalia, Monotremata, Ornithorhynchidae.